ACAGAGAAAUUUAAAAUUUCUAAUCUGAUAAUGGAUAAUUAACUUGUAGAAAUUAUGAUAACCUCACUUUCAAUUAAAUUCCAUUAUUUUUUUCCUCAUCCAAACACACUCUUAAGUUUGUUGAAGAUGAAAAAGUCACUGAUACAAAAUUGAUUUUUGUGCUUCUUUUGUGUUAGAAGUCUUUCACAUUCCAGCUGAGAGGGUUAAGCACAAAAGAUCUGUGAUGCAGAAAAUGAAUCUUUUUUAUGCCUUUGGUGUUCUUUUUGCUGAAACUGGUUCUUGUGCACUUGUUUUAUCAGUGUGGUGUUUCCCAAGAAUCCUUUUACCUUUUGUCUUCGGCUUUUCUUUUGGCUCUGGUCAAAACCCGAGAAUCCCCCUUAUCAAAUCUGGAAGAACAAACAAGUGCUGGGGACCAAGGAAUAUGCAAAGCUAAAGCCAACCAUGGAGAGCUUUUCUUUUGUUAGUGUUACCAGUUACCCUCAUCUGUUAUAUUCUUGUUGGGUACUUGAGGUUUACCAUGGGAACUGUGUUGCUAAUUUCAAUUAACAAAAUUUUUUAAAAGUUAAGACGGUGUUAAUUUGGUGGGAAUUAGUUUAUUGAUUGAUUAAGACAGUAUUAUAUUUUACCACUUUUGAGAGCAUAUUCACAUUCAUCCACAUGAGUGUGAGGCCAAACAGUCCUGCUCUAUUAUUGUCCAUUUUCUUACCACUUUUCUUUUCGCGUCUUUUGGGCACAAUUCUCGAUGAGAUUAUGCUUGUCAUUAUUACCCCAUAAUCUGUGUGCUUCAUAGUUAUAACCAGAAGGCUGUUUGAAGUUGUCAAAGGCGACAUAAGUUAUUAACCUUUCAACUGUAAAACUAACUUUCGGAUUAAAUGGUAUGUGAAAUUUAAUCUAUUGCACAUUUUGGUGCUUGAACUUUUAUAUUGACCAAUAAAAUCACAUGCUAACGACUAUCAAGAGAGAAAACACACUGAUUUGGUAUCUGUUACGUCCAUCUUUUGUGUAGCAUUUAACGGAAUAGCCGAUACAUGUACUAUUUACUUAUUACGAUACUAAAUUAAUUUUUUUUAUUUCUUUGAAUUUUUUUCUAUUGAUUUUCGCUUAUAUUAUCUUUCACCGUAAAUUUGAACAUAGAACUUUUACAGUGUUGAUUUACAAAUAACAAAUAGACUUUAGCCGGAUGUAGUUAUUUAUUUGUCACAGACAUUUAAUCGAUAACUUGUAAUGCGAGCUAAGCUCACAGACCAGCGUUGGCCGUUGGGUAUUCAACACACUGACCCCUGAACCAACCAAUGUAAUUGACUGACAGUAAAGAAAGAGGUGGGGUUAUUUGUUUCCAGUACACAAUAAAUUAUCUUAUGCCAGGUCAAGUUUUUGUACAGUAUUCCUCAAUGAGGAACAGUUACUUUGACUUCUGGUAGACCAACUCUCCCCUCAUUAGCCUAAUCAAACACCCUUCUUAUUAUACCAACUGGUUUUUUGGGCAUGUAAGAGAGACUUGGCAUAUGUUAGUGAAGUGGGAGAACGAAUAUUAUGGAAUGUGUAAGCAGUUGCAGAAACCUUACUAGCUCCAAAUUAAAGCCUUAAUUAACUGACAUUUCACUGAUUUCAGCAACCCCAUGAUAAACCCUUUAGCAUGUUCCAGCCGAUGAACCUCAUUUGGUUUCAAUCUCUAACUGACAAGUGUUCAACAUUCAUGCAUUUUCCUAAAUUCUUCGUCUUAAUUAGCUUAUAAGUCAGAAAUUGUAUUAAACUAAUAAGUCGUUAGAUUAAUCAUUAUUUGCGGUUUCUCAUAUACAGUAUAAAUGGUAUCUAAAAAUGGAGUAACAUCAGUCUAGUCCUCAAAAGAUUUGGUAUUGGGAUUUUGAUACCCAAGAUAGAAUCAGUUUUGUCUCAUUUUCUGACAACCCACUAUUUCCUCUCUCAUUUUUCCCACCAAAAACUAAAACCCACCUCAGUUUUCCAGUCAGAGGCAAAACCCUACAGUACUCCUAUCAGUUACAUAAUCUGCAUUUACAUUAUGACAUGAUUUGAUUCUCUACAAAGGUCACGGCUUUUUCCAAAACCGUUUUCUGGGUUCUCAAAACCACAGCUUUUCACAGCUAAAAAACCCACCUUUCUUCACCAAAACCCACCUCUGGAGUCUGGAAUCAUGGGCUGUGUUGUGUCAAAGAAAAAGGGCGAGGGGGACGACGUCGUUUGGCUCUGCAAAGAGAGGAAGGGGCAGCUGAAACUGGCUGUGGAGAGAAGGUAUGCUUUUGCAGAAGCACAAUGCAAGUACAAUCACUCACUCUACUCAGUAGCAGCUGCCAUAAGGAUGUUUGUAGCAAGACAUUCCUCACCAUCUUCACCAUUUCUGAUCACAUUUCCUUCUGUGAAUCUUGAAAAUGCUGAGCCCAUUGUCCAAAACAACCCCAUGUUGCUUCAGCAGAGGCCAUCUGAGCCCACCACCCACAAAGCCAUUGCUGCUGGCCCAGUUUCUGAAUCUGCAAAAUUACAAGAAAACCCAGAUGGUGAGAGUGAGGAGGGGGAAGUGGUGUGUGAGCAUUUUUAUGAUGGGGUGGAGGCAGCAAUGGAGUCACCAGAGAGGACAUUUGGGUGGGAUUUCUUUAAUCCUUUCUAUGAUGGUGUGAGGUCAGAAGUGGUAAAUGGGUUUGGGCAGAGUUUUGAUGAGGACUUGAGGGCUGUGAGAGAGAAAGAAGGGAUUCCUGAGUUGGAAGAUGUGGGUGAAGGAGUAAUGAGUGAGGGAAAGGUUGGGGAUUUGAGUAAUUGUGAUGUGGGUCAUGAGGAGGAGAGUGGAAUUGAGGCUGUGAGUGAUGCUGAUGUGAGCCAAGAAGAGCAAAAAAGUCUGAGCGUGAUUGAUACACCCAAAGAGGGGAGGGAGUUGUUGGAUGCUUUGAGAGAUGUUGAGGACCAUUUCAUGAAGGCCUAUGAUUCUGGUUUGGAUGUUUCAAGGAUGCUAGAGACUAACAUGGUUCAGAUGCAAUCUGCAUUGGAGGAGAUUAAAGAGAACUCAACUAAGCUCAUCCGUUCAAUCACACGGAGUCGCUCCACCUCAUCCACAUUAUCUUGGUCUUCCUCUGGCAAAAGUCUGCUUACAUCUAGUUCCAAAAGUUCUUCAACUUACACUCAGUACAGCAAUGAUCUCUUUGAUGACUAUGGAGCAAUGGGAUCCGGGAACCAUUCUUUGACAUUAGGAAGGUUAUAUGCUUGGGAGAAGAAGCUAUUUCAGGAGGUGAAGGCUGGAGAGGAAACCAGGAGAACUUAUGAGCGAAAAUGCUCCCAUUUGAGAAACCAAGAUAUUAGAGGAGAUGGCCUUGACAGUAGGGACAAAGUUGGAGUUGAAGUAAAGGACUUGUAUGCCAGAAUUUUGGUUGCCAUAAGAAGUGCUGAAUCAAUAUCACAAAGAAUCGAAAAACUGAGAGAUGAAGAGCUGCAGCCACAACUUAUCGAGCUGCUAAAGGGCUUAAUGAGAAAUUGGCAGAUAAUGUCGGAAUUGCAUGAAACUCAAAACAAAAUCAUGUCUGAAGUGAGAUCGCUCAACUGCCCCACCAUUGGAAUGUUCUGCAAUGACUCGCACCAGCUUGCUACUUUCAAGCUUGAAGCUGAAAUUCAAAACUGGCGUGCUUGCUUUGCAUCAUACUUUUCUUCCCAGAAGGGGUACAUUGAAGCUCUUCAUGGUUGGCUGUUAAAGUUUGUUGCCCCUGAAACUGAAUUCUACUUGAAGGGCAUGUCUCCACUUCCAUCGUGUACACUCAACGGGCCACCAUUACUUGCAAUCUGUCAUAACUGGUUAACUUUUAUGGAUAAACUGCCAGAUAGGGCAGUGACUAGUGCCAUGAAAAGCUUUGGGAAAGAUGUCAGAGCCCUGUUGGUUCAACAAGGGGAGGAGCACCAACAAAAGAGGAAGGUCGAUGGACUCGCCAGAGAACUUGAUAAGAAGGUUUUGGCAUUUGAAAGGACAGAGAGAAGGCUUCUUGGAUUGAAGUUUUCUGAGAAAGAAACAGAACUGCAUGUGCCAAAUCGAAUUGAGUAUUUGACUGGGAUGAAGGAUCAGCUGGAUAUGUUUAGGAAGAAGCUAGACACUGAGAAGGCAAAACAUCAAACCAGCAUGCAGGAGACACAGCACAUUGCAGUGAAUGGAUUUCAGACGGGGUUUACUUCAGUUUUUGAAUCCUUAGCCGAGUUUUCGAAGACUGCUACAAAAUUGUACGCUGACAUUAUAACUUUCAGCGAAAAUGCAAAGGGGGUAGAUGACAAAAGUAGCAACCCUUCCUGAAGUUGCAGCAUUCAUGUAGUGUUAGGCUAGCUGUUGAAGAAUUGGUUCAUAUGAUAGGUUGUGUCAAACCUGCUCUCAUUGAAAUGGUUAUGCAUUGCAGGCUCUUGCUAUGUAAAGUUUAUAUUUAAUUU
Molecule: messenger RNA, 4410 nt
Organism: Rosa chinensis
Lineage: Eukaryota; Viridiplantae; Streptophyta; Magnoliopsida; Rosales; Rosaceae
Product: protein ROLLING AND ERECT LEAF 2
Exons: 4
Coding region: 2153-4279 (708 amino acids)
Source: RefSeq, a predicted model, not a curated record